UGUCCAGGGAAAGGCAGAGCGCGUCCAAAGAGCUGGAGCUGGAGCCGGGGCUCGGGGAGGAGCAGGGGGCGCCGGGGAUGACGCUGCUCACCUGCUCUGCGGCUCCCAUGGGGACAAGAAGUCUUUAAGGGAGUUGGGCGCUUGGCUGGAGCGGGGCGAUCACGGACCCGGCGAUUCCUGCCCUCGCCUUGCCUUGUCAUUGAUGGGAAAUCAACUGGAUCGCAUCACCCACCUGAAUUACAGCGAAUUGCCGACCGGAGACCCCUCGGGGAUCGAGAAGGACGAGCUGCGGGUCGGGGUGGCUUACUUCUUCUCGGAUGAGGAGGAGGACCUGGACGAGCGAGGCCAGCCGGACAAGUACAGCGUGAAGGGCUCCAGCAGCCCUGGGCAGGAGACCCCCACCCACCACCACCAACUGGUACUGAACGAGACCCAGUUCUCCGCCUUCCGCGGCCAGGAAUGCAUCUUCUCCAAAGUCAGCAGCGGCCCCCAGGCUGGGGACCUGCGCGUCUUCUCGGUCUCGGCCCUGCCUGCCCUCAGCAAGCCGGGAGACUUGCUGGAGCUGCUCUACCUGGGGCCAUCCGACCACCCACCCCCACCCCCGCACUGGGCAGUUUAUGUGGGCAGCGGGCAGAUCAUCCACCUGCACCAGGGCCAGAUCCGCCAGGACAGCUUGUACGAGGCGAGCGCUGGCAACGUGGGCCGGGUGGUGAAUAGCUGGUACCGCUACCGCCCCCUGGUGGCAGAGCUGGUGGUGCAGAACGCCUGCGGGCACCUGGGUUUAAAAAGCGACGAGAUCUGCUGGACUAACUCGGAGAGCUUUGCCGCCUGGUGCCGGUUCGGGAAAAGGGAGUUCAAAGCCGGGGGGGAGCUGCAGGCUGCUGCCGGCACCCAGCACCAGCAGCAAUACUAUCUCAAGAUCCACCUGGCUGAGAACAAGGUGCACACGGUGCGAUUCCACAGCCUGGAGGAUCUAAUAAGGGAGAAGCGCAGGAUCGAUGCCAGUGGCAAACUGAGAGUGAUCAAAGACCUGGCUAUAGUGGAUGGGAAAGAGUAACGAACAGCGGAGGGACGAGGUGCUCCCUUCUUUCCCCGGCUUGGCGAGAGCUGUCUGCCACAGACAGACCGGGGGCUGCGCUCUCUGGUGGGACGCAAUUUAAACCGGAAUCCAUGGCAACAUUCCAGAAAACCAGCAUUCUUCUUACACCCAUAGCCAGUAUUUGGUUUGGCUUUUAAUAACAUUUAAUGAACGAAGAAAGAGAGGGGAAGCAAAGAGCGGUAUGUGUGGAAGAGAUUUACAAAGUAUGUGGACAAAAAGUCUCUCCUGUCGAUCGAUGUUGGCCAUUCUAGCAACAUGCUAAUAAAAUUUCAAAUUGAAAUUCUUUUUAAUUUAUUUUCAUGGCUUUAAUCCAUGAUACCUUUUAAACAUUUGGGGCCAUAGAAGCAGAUUUAGCUAAAGAGUUUUUAGCUAAUAACAUUUGCCUGUCAAACAAACAAACUGUCUCAAGUCUUCUGCUAGUUCUGUGGGGUGAGAGGAGGUUCUGUUUGUUUUAUUUCUAAAUGCAUCUUGUAGCCACAGCCCCAGUUUUAGUCCAGUAAACUAUAGCAAGGUAUCAAUCAGGUGUAAGUGUUUUUACCUUUCUCUGGCAGAAAUUGAUCACAAGUUUAAAAAUCUGUUCUCUUCUUUUUUCCUUCCUGUAUGCAGUUCUCUUUCUGCUAGAUGUUCUCACAAUACCUUAGUGUUCUACUCUUUUUGAAAAUAUUAAGAGUUGGUGAGCAGCUGUUUUCUUGAGACCAAAGCCAUUCUGAAACAUUAAAUAAAGGAUGGGAAGUAUUCUGGUGAGCAAUUUACAUACAUGCUUUUCCAGAGAGCAAUCCUGCAAGGUCUCCUGCUCUAGGUUUGCCUUUCAUCCCACAGAGCCACUACACCAGUACUCUGAGGAUACUUUCCACCUCUUUAUACACUGCAAAGAAGCAAAAAUAGAAUUGAGUUCUGAGUGUUCCAAAUAAUAGCAAUGUGACCAAGUUUACCUUGCAUUUCUAAAUCUAAUUAAAGAAAACAGGCUUAGUCUAAAUUUAGAAAUCCAAAGUUGCAUAAAAAGAUGCCUUUUAUGUCAUGAGAUCAAUGCAUUAUUUUUGUAUUUCAGACCCAUUCCAAGUCAUUCAUUGAUUAAUUCUCAGUCUUGAAAUAAAAAGAUCAUAACAUUCUAUAUAUAUAUAAUCAGCUAUCAUUCUUAAGUAUACUGGGACAUUCCUAAAUCUAUUAUCCUUUUUUUAUUAUGUUGAGCAGCAUACAAUUUGUAAUGACCAAGUUAAUUUUGCUUGUAUCAAUACUGGAAAGAAAAUGCAUUUGGUUUUGGUUUUCCCCUCUCUAUCAAGUAACAGAUGGCAGAAUUAUUGUAUAUGCACUCCACCCUCUCUGAUAUAAUGUAUCUUGGCUCCCUUCUUUAUUAAACAACAUCAUAAGCAACCUUGUUGCAACAGUACUUCAUUUUAACAAACAAAGCGUUUGCCUUCCAUGACUGAUGUUAUGAGGAUGGAGUGUACUUUACUAGAAGACUGAUGUCAACAUUUGUUUCACAUGAGACAUCUGUUUAAAAAAAGAAAAAGGGGAACAUGACAACCUUAUAACUGAAGGUCAUGUAACUGGUUUUAUAUUUGCUGAUAUGCUUGACAAAGUUAUUUGGCAAUAAAAUGAGAAGGUGUUUCGGGGG
Messenger RNA from Malaclemys terrapin pileata, 2714 nucleotides. It is a transcript of the gene LRATD1, whose product is annotated as LRAT domain containing 1. Bases 203 to 1057 code for a protein of 284 amino acids. The transcript is spliced from 2 exons. Lineage: Eukaryota; Metazoa; Chordata; Testudines; Emydidae. The record is from RefSeq and is a predicted model, not a curated record.